Molecule: messenger RNA, 1833 nt
Organism: Arachis stenosperma
Lineage: Eukaryota; Viridiplantae; Streptophyta; Magnoliopsida; Fabales; Fabaceae
Exons: 4
Coding region: 1-1833 (610 amino acids)
Biological process (GO): telomere maintenance; DNA repair
Molecular function (GO): DNA helicase activity
Source: RefSeq, a predicted model, not a curated record
AUGAAGGACUUUUUUGCAUUUAUGAUACAAAAAAGGUUAGCUGAUGGUUCUCCAUUGCUGUAUUCAAGAAGAUUAUUCCAACAAUUUCUGGUGGAAGGAUAUUCUUUGGUUGAGUCUGCUAGACUAACAUACAUUCGAUUAGACAAGGACAAAUUUAGGUGUGAGAUGUACAAGGAAAUAAGUGAAGUUAUAUUGAUGGGUGAAACAACACCUUCAUCAAGGGGUAAACGUAUCAUACUUCUGUCAUCUUUCAUUGGAGGGCCAAGAUAUAUGAUACUGAACUAUCAGGAUGCUUUGGCAAUUUGUAGGGUUGUUGCAUACCCAAAGCUUUUCUUAACAUUUACUUGUAAUUCUAAGUGGCCUAAGUUUGAGAAUUUUCUAAAGAAUAGGGAUCUAAAUGCUGAAAACCGUCCUGAUAUGGUAUGUCGAACCUUUAAGGUCAAAUUGGAUUGUCUAAUCCAAGACAUCAAAAAGAACAAUAUAUUUGGAAGGGUCGUUGCAGUUGUCUAUACUAUCGAAUUCCAAAAGCAUGGUCUACCCUAUGCACACAUCUUGGUCUUCUUACAUCGAGAUGACAAGUAUCCAACUGUAGAUGAUAUUGAUCGAAUCAUAAGUACUGAAAUACCAGAUAAGGACAGAGAUCCACUAUACUAUGAAGCUGUAGAAAAACACAUGAUGCACGGUCCAUGUGGGAGCAUCAAGAAAGACUCACCGUGCAUGGAGAAUGGGAAGUGCAUUAGACACCUUUCUAAGAAAUUUGUCAACAACACUACUAUUGACGAUGAUGGAUAUCCUGUUUACCGACGAAGAGAUAAUGGAAAGACAAUUAGCAAAUGUGGGGUUGAACUUGACAAUCGUUAUAUUAUCCCACACAAUAGGAAGCUUCUUUUGAGAUAUGGGGCACACAUUAACGUUGAAUGGUGCAACCAAUUAAGAUCAAUCAAGUACUUAUUCAAGUAUGUUAAUAAAGGAAACGAUCGAGUAACUGCUUCGUUUUACAACAGUGGCACAGCCGAUGUAGAGAAUGAUGAGUGUGAUGAAGUUAGCAUGUAUUAUGACUGUGAGAAACCUGUUAUUUUUCAAGAUCAUGAAAAUCUAGAAGAUGUUGCUAAGAAGGAAUCUAUGUUUCUUAGAUGGUUCAAGGCAAACAAGAAGUCCAGUGAGGUUCGGAGUUUGACAUAUUCAGAAUUUCCAUCCAAGUUUGUGUGGAAGCCACUACCAAGGAAAUGGUUCCCACGCAAGUCUCAUUCAGUUAUUGGACGGAUAUUCUUUGUGCUACCAGGAUCAGGAGAAAUAUACUAUCUUCAAUUACUCUUAAAUUUUGUGAGAAGUCUAACCAGCUCUGAGGAUAUUAGAACUAUUGACAGUAUUCUAUACCCUACAUUUAGAGAUGCAUGUUAUGUACAAGGUAUUCUAGAUGAUGACAAGGAAUAUAUCGAUGCUGUUGAGGAAGCAAAUUUACAUAUGACAGAGACAGAAAUAAGAGACUUGACUCUUAUUGAAAUUGAGAACUUAUUAAAGGGAUACAAUAAGAGCCUAAGAGACAUCCCUUCUAUGCCAUUCCCUAACAUUGACAUCUGUUAUCAACAAUUGAUGUCCAAUGGUGUCAAUAGGCUUAUUUAUGACGAGUUUCGUUACGAUAGGCGACAAUUGGUAGUGGAACAUGCAAAUUUAUUACAAAAGCUAACAGAUGAGCAGAAGCGAGUGUAUAAACAAAUAUUAGCAGCUGCCAAUAGUGGUGAUGGUGGUGUGUUUGUACUAUAUGGAUAUGGCAGUACAGGAAAGACAUUUAUUUGGAAAACAUUAGCUGCUGCAAUUAGAUCUAAAGGUUGA